UACUUUUCGGAGUUUACCACUAACACCGCUCGUAACCUCUCAGCAGAUUCCAAGUGCCCGGCCAUCUACUGAGAGACCACCAUUAUCUCCGCGUGUUCCCGUCAAUUCUAACAAACCACUUCCAUCUCCGCCUCCGCCGGGCACUAUAGACAAAGUCGAUGGCAGGCCUCGCAAGCCUGUUUUAAAACUACAUCGCAUCAUGGCAGCAUUGACCGAUACCGAGAUCGAGAAGUUAUUCUCCGGAGCUCCGCAAUUCUUCGCUCGGUCUCAAGGCCACGGCACCGGUGCCCCGCAUCCAUCCGUGGCUUUCCCCUGGAAUGAAGAAUUAAGCAUCAGAGACCUAACCGAUCAUGUUCAAAUAGGGGAUAAUGCCUGGGGCUGCGUCACGGCCGGGCCUCGCAUCAUUCUCCGAGAUCCCUUAUCCGUAGCUUCACCAUCUAGCAAGAAGCGGCCUCACUUUAAUGCAAGGUGCCAGGAGCGACCAAACAUGCUUAGCAUGCAAGGUUCAGAGAAAGGCACCAUUGGCUAUCAGGCUGCCUUGGAAAUUUUUAUUGCCGAUGCCCUGCAGGAGGAGCAGUACGGCUUCAACAGCUUAGGAUCUAAGGGCCGUGUCAUUGUAGAGCAGCGCCAGAGGUUGAUAACCUCCAAGGAUGGCUUGCGACAUCUCGAGAAUUCAGCUAUCAUGGAACAAUUAAUUAAGUGUGAGGAGAGGUAUCAGGCUGAGCGAAGGGGUGUUCGCACGAAAUCCCGGGAGCUUUACGAUGAGCUAUUCUCCAAAAUUCUCCUUCCGCCAACAAAAGUCAUCGACCCCAGAGAUCCUUACAGUUUGGCUGUUCAGAUUCAUGCCUUGGUGAAGGUACUGGCGGCGCCAAAUGCUUGGACCGACUUUUCCCGUGUCGAAUGGAGGAUCCGCCUUGGCCAAAUUUUGUGGGCCUUCCCGUUGGAUGAUGAGAUCUUGGACGGGGCAACUAUCAACGAAGGAAACGAUGCACAAGAUCGGAGCGAGGAAAGAUAUUGGCUUCUGCUUCAAAUUCUCAUUGCCUGCGAACUCCUCAUUCGAUUAGACGCCAUCACGGAGGGCGAUGAGUGCGGUGUAGGCCAAAGCCUUAAGGCGUCUGAGAUACACAAAUUUGAAAAGGAGGCAAAUGUCUCUGUUAGAUGGUCCUUGAUUCUAGCUCGAUCGUGGCUCGAAAAUAUCAGGGUUAAAAAGCAACAGGAUAACCAUUCCGAAUCAUCCGCGCCUAAAGGAUGGCUCUCUUCUUUGACGAGCAGGAUAAAUCUUAAGCACGAGCACAUGUACGGGGCGCAUUAUGUUGACCAUACCCAGCAUCGUCAUAACCUUCAGUCCGAGCAUGUGUAUACGAUAGAAGGUAAAUACAGCGAGCGACAGGUUUACGGCUUAAUGCAUUUCGCACGAAAGCUACGAUGGCCAGGUAUACAAUAUUCUGGCACAAACUUAUCUGAAAGGGCUAUGGCAUUGGCUAAAGCGACCCCCGUCAUUACGCUUCCCCUUGAUUACGAUUCCCGUCGCUCCUCAUACUUCUCCGAUGAUGCAUCAUCGGUACGCGAGAGGAGACAACCAUCUAGACAGAGGAAUACCAAAGCUGCAUUGCAUGCGUCUGGUUGGUUUUCGAAAUCAUAUGUAUCUGGCUUAAUCCUACCGGGUGAAAUGUUAUCGCACCAUCUCAUGUCCACUCUACUCGAAGUUGAUGAAGAGGUAUUGACGAGGCUCGGUCCGGUGGCAAAUCUUAGUGGUGGUUUUGUCUACAGUGGGAAGAGUUUCUGGAGCACGGCCUGCAUCGUGGGCCGCGUCUUGGCUGCUGGACAGGGUGCGGCAGAGUGCAUGGGCUGGAUAUCGAGUGAUGUGAUUCCUCAGGGACUUGGUGACGGCUGGUUUGAUAUUGCAGUUGAUGCCAUCCCAGCCGAUCUCGCCCGUACCGGAAGAAAAGCCAGGAUAUGGGGGAAAACAACCAUCGAACGCGAAUCAGAUGUUCUUGGUGAUGCUGAUCCUUCAAGUGUACUGCCCGCCGACUUUAUAAUCCCGUACGAAAACGCGUAUCCCAAUCCACCUCCAUCGAAUAUCAGAAUAGAGCUCAAAUCGUUAAAUCUAAAUGCUCCGGUAGACAGCGUAACCACAACCCCUACUACGGAUAGAAGUUUCCGCCCGCUUUCGGGUUUAAACCAGGAUGCAGGCGCAGAUAUUCAGACAUACCCUGCUUCUGUAAGUUUUACAAUGUCCCACGAUGGCCUCGAACGAGACGAAGAACACAGCUUUACGCUUUCCAACGACGUUUACUUUGUUACGGCUCACCCUUGUGUCGCCUCUUCUUAUGUAAAGUAUUUUAAAUCACCUACCAGCCCUACUAUUCAGCAAAUAGACGUCGGAGGCCACAAUUUCAGUGAAAAAUCUUCCAGUCCGGCACAUAUCACAGGUCACCCACUUCAUCGAUUCUAUCAUUAUACAGCAAUCCAUUUAACAGAUCUUAUAAAUCACCAAUCUGCAAGUCUGGAGGAACUAUUGAGCAAAGUACCAGUAAAAGGUCAUUCGAGAAGCCACUCCUCCAUCUCCAUCUCCAAUAGGCUUCCCCGGUUCCUGGUAAUUGAUUGUGUGACAGGCUUUGCGCCACCACAAUCACCGGACAUGCUUUCACUGUCCCGUAUGUCUUCUCUUUCAUCAUCAUUUGGUAUGGAAGCUACCAAUAUGUCACCAUUACGGACCUCUAGUUCGCUCGAGCUAGAGAGACGACCAAGCACAGCAGCAUCAUCCCUCAGCAAGAUAGAGAGGAUCAACCCGCCAAGCUCUAGUCCCGAGGCCAAGAUGCAACUCGGAACGCGUAGGAGACAGUUCGGGUCCGACCUCGAAAUCCUUGUCCGCGCUCUGUGCGCCGAGAGGGGUUGGAACGCUAUAAUCAGCCGCCGUAGGAGGGGCUGCUUAUCUUGUGCCAUAAGAGAAGCGGGGGCUCUCGGAUGGAAAGUCAUUAUCCGAGUUGAGUAAAUAAAGCAUCGAGCGAGGAGUAUUAAUAAAGAAAGCACGAGAAAGCAGUUUUCGAGUCCCACACGGACUAUACAAAGUUUUGGUUUUCUUGGUGUGGGAU
Molecule: messenger RNA, 3095 nt
Organism: Daldinia caldariorum
Lineage: Eukaryota; Fungi; Ascomycota; Sordariomycetes; Xylariales; Hypoxylaceae
Exons: 3
Coding region: 200-2995 (931 amino acids)
Source: RefSeq, a predicted model, not a curated record